AAUGGUCCUGAUGAAGCGAUUUCGCGUUUCAUCCGGGGCGAGUGCGUUUGCGUUUGCGUUUGCGGUCAUUUUGGCUGGGACGACGGGGACCAGAGCCCACCCGUGUGGAAGGACGUUCUUCUCGGCGCUGGUUCAGCUAGUGCCGUGUAAGCCGUCGGUCGCACCGUUCAGCACGGUGCCGCCGAAAUGCUGUACGGCCAUCAAGACGUUAGGACAACAUUGUCUUUGUCUCCUCGCCAACGGUCUUCCCAUCUCCGGCGUCGACCGUACUCUUGCCCUUCAACUCCCCGGCAAAUGCUCCGCCAACUUCCCUCCCUGUAACCCCCCCCCCUCUCUCUCCCUUUUUUAUGUUUUUAGCUGGGUUCAUUAA
Molecule: messenger RNA, 370 nt
Organism: Tarenaya hassleriana
Lineage: Eukaryota; Viridiplantae; Streptophyta; Magnoliopsida; Brassicales; Cleomaceae
Product: non-specific lipid-transfer protein 3
Exons: 3
Coding region: 2-370 (122 amino acids)
Biological process (GO): systemic acquired resistance
Molecular function (GO): fatty acid binding
Source: RefSeq, a predicted model, not a curated record